AUGCGGUUACGGCUUUUUUACCCCAUCGCGAUUUUAUUCCUCGUCGCCUACUUCUUUUACCGUCUAGUAUCCUUCCUGCAGAUCUUCUUUGAGCACACCGGUAUCAGCAUCACUCAACAGGAAAUCAAAAUCGCCCAUGCGACAAUCCCCGAUUCUAGGCCCCAGUAUAUCCCAAAGAUUAUCCACAAUGUCUUUCAUGACUGGAAAAAUCAGUCGAUGCCUGCGGACUGGAAGAAAAAUAGACAGAACUGUAUUGAUUUAAAUCCAGAUUGGGAACACAAGCUGUGGUCAGAGGAAGAGUCUCGAGUUUUCAUCGAAGAACACUAUCACUGGUUCUUGAGAGCUUACGAUGGCUAUGAACACCGCGUGCAGAGAAUUGACGCGCUGCGAUAUUUCUUAUUACGAAAUUAUGGUGGCAUUUAUCUCGAUUUGGACAAUGGCUGCCUCGAGAGUCUAGAACCUCUUCUAUACUACCCAAUUUUCACAACCGAUGGAGGCCGUGGCGCCCUCAGCAACAACAUCUUAGGUUCAUACCCUCAUCAUCCUUUCUGGAAGCUCCUGACAGAAUCCCUUAUUCCUUAUGAUCAUAACUAUCUCUUCCCUUAUGUUACGAUCAGCUAUGCCAGCGGUCAGUGGUUUGAGACGGCCAUCUGGGACAAGUACCACCAUUCGAUUGGAGGACAAGCCAACGGCGAGGAGAACCUGGAGAACCUGCUUUAUCGUAUUAUGAUGGACGACCGGCCAGGUGCCGAGCCGUGGAUCUUCUUUACCCAGGAGAGGGGAGGCUCAUGGAAUAACUGGGAUAAUCGCAUGUUCCUGUGGAUUGGAGAUCACCUGGCUCUGGAUAUUAUGGUAGGGGUUUCAUGUAUUGGGCUGCUCUUGUGGUGUUUCAAACAAUGUGCGCGCAGCUGUAUUCGCAAAUGCCCCGUCCAGAAGGAUUGUAGCAAAGUUCGGAGUGUGGAGUUCUUUGCAUGA
Molecule: messenger RNA, 975 nt
Organism: Penicillium cinerascens
Lineage: Eukaryota; Fungi; Ascomycota; Eurotiomycetes; Eurotiales; Aspergillaceae
Product: glycosyltransferase family 32 protein
Exons: 3
Coding region: 1-975 (324 amino acids)
Biological process (GO): mannosyl-inositol phosphorylceramide biosynthetic process
Molecular function (GO): mannosyltransferase activity
Source: RefSeq, a predicted model, not a curated record